This is a messenger RNA of Drosophila santomea, 3832 nucleotides long. RefSeq names its product borealin. The transcript has 2 exons. Gene Ontology annotation, cellular component: spindle midzone; chromosome, centromeric region; chromosome passenger complex. NCBI's taxonomy places the organism in Eukaryota, Metazoa, Arthropoda, Insecta, Diptera, Drosophilidae. The coding region runs from base 6 to 662 and encodes 218 amino acids. Gene Ontology annotation, biological process: mitotic sister chromatid segregation. The record is from RefSeq and is a predicted model, not a curated record.
GAAAUAUGCCUCGCACCAAGAUUUCAGCACGUCGUCAGGCUCAGCGCCAGUUGGCCGAUCGCGAGGAGAAAGUGCGUCUGGCCGAGAUCAAGAUGGAUUCGGCACUAGAGAAGAUCGAUGAGAUAGGCAAGCGCUACCAGCAGGAGGUGGACAACCAAAUAAAGGUGUUACGUGGAAGGACUGAGAAGAGGCUGCUGCAAAUGAAUAUGUCAGAGUUCUUGGCUCUCAGGAUUAAGACCUUCGCCGAACAUCAGUGGCCAGCUCCCAAACCGCCAACAACUCGGAGUCAGUCCAUCAGCCAUCAACGUGGUCGAACUCGGACUCCGCAGAAUGCCCAGCCAUCGAGGAUGCAGGCACAGUCGGCGGACAGGGCUGUGGGAGGCGACACCAUGAGUUUUGUGCGAUGGCCCCGCGCCGGAGAGAUGGUGCUCUCGAAGGCGGGAAGCCCGCUGGCCAUCCAGAUGCGACCGGAUCGCUAUGCGGACGUGCACAUUCCCACCAAGGGCGGCAUGAUCACCGUCAAGCCGCACAAGAUCAACACCGUGAAGCGGGAGGUACUGAUGCAGCUGGACGAGAACACCCUCAACCAGGUGAAGACUCUCAAUGCCAAUCUCGGCUUGAUCGUGGACAUGGCCAACAAGCUGGGCAAAUCGAAACCAUAAUGGCUAUCGGAAGAAAGAUCUAGAUGACGUACUUUUACGCUUACUUCUUUAAUAUUUUAUUUAGUCUUUUUCAUUUUCUCAUUUUCAAUGUUUUUGUUCAGUUGUUAAACAUUAAGUGAACGUGUCUGUUGUUCUUGUUGCUGUUUGCUGCAUUUUGCUUGCUUCUUGUUGUAUAAUUAAUUAAUAAAUUUAAUUACUUUUAUGUAUAUAUAUAUAUAUAUAUCGAUUUGUAAGUACAAACAUAGCGUACAGAAUUCCGUCUCCACUAACUUUAAAUUUAAUUGUUUAAACAUUUUUCUAUUGUGUUGCAUGUGUGUGUGUGUUAUAUGUGUCUGUGGGUGAACAUUCUCAAUUAUGCUUGUAAGUACUUAGUUAAAUUAAAGUGUAUUGUGUUUUCUAUCAAAAGAAAAUUGAAUUGUAACUUUAUUUGGUUUCCUAACCUUUAAUCUUCACUUUCAACUGCGUGAAUCCUUAGACAAACGUUACAUUUACACAUAUACAGAUUUAGUUACUAAAAAUUAUCAUUAAUUUUUAGUGUUUAUAGUGUUAAAUUUAGCAUUUGUUUUCGGGUUUUCCAUUUGAGUGUGGAUGUGAGUGGGAGUGGGCGUGUCGAACGCGUUUAUAUAGUUACAGAUACAUAAAAAUACAAUACAUAGCAAAAGGUACAUAUAUAGAGACUUAAAAUACGCUUGUUUUUAAUGAAUUAUUCAAUACGAGUUUUUAGAGACAAAGACAACAUAUAUGUGGACAAUCAAUCGAUACGUGUAAACAGUGACAGAUGACAACAACAUAACACUCAGAUUUGUAACAUUCAGUAUGUUUGUAUGGAUAGGGUUUGAUAGGGUUUUUGUAAAACGAUUUCAAUAAAAUUAAACAAAAGGGUAGUGCGAUGAACAGUCGCACUCAAAACCAGCAAUAAACGAGUAUAAUCUAAUCAAAAUGCUCAUGAUAAUCUUGAAACAAUUUGUCGUUCUUAUCAGUACAGUCUUCCCUCCAAAUCACGUAUUAUAGCAUAUUAUAGCAUACGCAAAUACCAAUAAUAUGUUCAUCAAAGCGCUAAAUAAUCGUUGAUGAGUGAACAAAAUUAGAUGCAUAUGUGACAUUUUGAACUGAAGUUGCCUGCUCUUAAAGAUCUGAUCCCCUUCCGUAAAUUCAGCAUUAAUCCAAACUCCUAUAUACGUGGCAAAACCAACCUAUGUAAUUAAAUAUCGGUUUCGGUAUUCCUAAGCCUCUAACUACGCUAAACCCGACCAACUCGGAGUUUUCAAACUCGUUUGCUACUUUUGAAAAUGCUUUCCAGUUCCAAAUUUUGCACAUUGUUUAGGCCUAUUUCGUCGUACGUUUUUCGGUCUUUCAACUUUUUUUCCAUUUGGUAACACAGCCAAUCAACGAUGCCUUCCUCCAUCAAACCGAUAUUCUUGUUCCACUAUUGUUUUUAUUUUUUGCAUAGACUGAAGAGAAGUUAAUUUAAAUAUUGAGUAGUUGUGCUGCGUGAUCUGCGUGAAAUUUGUAGUUAUAUUGCUCUCGGUUCUGUUCUACAAGUUUUUUGCGUUCGUACAAAUUUCUACUCGUUUUUGUUUUUUUUUUUUGGUUUUUGUGGUUUACAAAAUUGUGCUAUUUUCGCUAUUUUGUUUAAAAACUAUUUUCUUUGAGGCUGUUGUUUUAGAAUUCGUUAUAACCGUUAAAUGCUAGUUUAUAUAUUAGGUUUGUAUUUCGUUAUUCUUAUGUUUGGGCACUACUCAUUGCGGUUCAGGGCAUCUUUUGUAUUUUGUAUUUAGUAAAUAGUAUUUUUUUUAUUUGUAAUAUCAAGUUUAACAAAUCUUUGUAGGCUUUAUGCACGGGUACAGGGCGUUGCAUUAUUUGUUUUGUAAUUCUUAUUCUCAAUCUCAUUCCAUCUCCAUUCUCGGCUAAUAUCUUAAAUCGUCAGUGUGUGAUUUGGUACAAAUUUUAUGGUACUAGGUUGCAUACAAAUGAAAUUCAAUUAUGACUGAUACUGUACAGAAGAAAUAAGUACUUUUCACUUAGGGACAUCCGCUAGGCAGAUUCGGAGUGUAAAAUCAACUUUUACAUCGAAUUUGUCCAGCGAAACCAAUUUGUAUCUGCAAUUCGAAAAAAGCUUAGACCGACAGCUGGUAAAAAACUAGAUUACAUUUUUUUUAUAAAAUUCUAAGAUGCUUGUAUGUACAAAAAUGUAUGCGCAACUGGAUCGGUUAAACGUGCGUGAUAACAGAACAACUUACCAAAUCAUACAUAUAUGCACAUUAGUAGGUAGUAGGUAGUAGGUAUGCUUAUCAAAACUAACUCCGCUUUGCACUCACGUAAAUAUUAUUUGCAUUUAGGUUAGUUAGCUUUAUGUGUAGUACUUAGUUAAUUUCUAGUAUACUCCAUGAAGUUUAUACCAUUUGUAAAUAUUUGUUUAUUUUAAAUAUAUAUACGAAAUAAACCCAAUAUUUGUUUAUGCUUAUAAAUUAAUUAAUUUUCAUUAAAUGCUUAAAUUCAUUAAUGCACUUUAUAUGUACUUUUUGUGUUGCUGUGUGUGAAAUUUGCUAUAUCCUUACCCCGUAUAAAUAUAUACUCGUAUAUAUAUAUUUAUGAAUCGGUAUAUCUGAAUAACUGGCAUUAAAACUAUUAAUAUAGUGUAUAUAUAAUGCUAAAUGCAGUAUACUUGUGUAUAUUCAUUUGUCAUACUUAUACUUUCCUGGUCUGAGGUUUUGUCAGUAUAAAAACUAUGGGGAGAGCCGGGGGCCGAAAAUUGGCCACCAUCCUUGAAUUUUUGUGUUUUAUAAUUUUUAAUUUAAUUCCAUUAAAUGUAGCCUCUUAAAGAAAAUCUCGUCCUAAGCUAACUUUAAGUGUGACAAUUAUAAUUUAGCUAGCAGCGUCUAGAAAUCUGUUCUUUAAUAGAUGUUGAAGUAAUUUUAUCUGAACCAUUUGCAAUCUAUUUACAAUUUACCAUAGUCGUCUUAAUAUAUAUUCAUGAAUUUUUGGUUAUGUUUAAUAUUUUUUAUAAAUUUGUAUUUAUUCAUACGCUUUUGAACUUAACGAGAGGUAUUUCUAUUUUCCCAAGUUUUAAUAUCGCCGUUUUCCGUUUCCCUUUAUUAUUUACUCCAUUUAUUCGUGUUGGUUGUCGUUGUUUUCAAGUCCCAAUUUCAGUGUAAAAAUUUGUUAAAAAU